GACAGCGGGCUAUUCUGACACCAAUCAGUUAUCAAGGCACUUUACAUCAUGUUUUUGACAGGUUUUGUUCGGUUUAGUCAAUAUAAAAAUACUGGUACACCCAUGACCUCCAUUCUAUUGCCUUGUGCAGUUCAGUGUUGCAUUCCGUUUCGCAAAGAGUUAAGACUGAUGACAAAAGUGAGUAAAACUGGCACGAGAACUGCACGCACAAUUCAAAUUUAAAGUGGUGGUACAGGCAUACUGCAAUAAGGGUACCACACGCGUUCAUGCUCCUUUGCUCAGCAUAUUAUAAUUGGAUCUCUGCAAAAGACUACACAACAUGAAUGACGAAUCCUCGGCAACAAAAUGUGCAUGGAUCAGCAUCUAACUUGAUAGAGCCUGGAUUUAAAUUUCAACGCUGGUGCUUCUUGUGCAUGCCUUUAAGGUUCGCUGACAAUGUAAACCAGUUCUAGGUACUGUCAGAGUUUUGAGCGUCUAUAGGUCAACCGUGCACUGAGAGCGUUGACUUGAUACCAAAGCUGUACUUUCGUCUUUCACGCGCAGUGUCAUGUGCAGAGGUUCACAGGUUCAGAGUGGGCGGGUCUUCCAGUGGUAUCAUCAUGGUACGCUGUUCCACUUCUAGCAUCUCGCAUUACAUUCUAGUUGGAGAUACUCUGCAUCUUUUUAAGCUUCCAACAACGAGACGACGAAGAGCAUGGCUUUAUCAACUCGGACAGUAAGUUGCCUUCAGUUGUUGCUCUUGCUUCCUGUGAUAACCUGGAUGCAGAGCCAUGGCGUGGGGGCGAUUCGAGCCGUCACGCGCCCCAUCAACACGACAGGCGUGGUGGGACAGGAUGCAGAGUUCUCCUGUUCCGUGGCGGACAAAUCAGCGAAUGAAGUCUUGACGUGGAGACUACAGUGGGACGACACGGCCUCCCCGCAGUCGGUGCACCUCUCGGCAGAACACAAUGCUACGAUGCUCGAAUUUGACGAGUCGGCGAAACAUGCAACUUACACAACAAGGUAUAGUGUGAAUGGACCAAUCCACACUACCGUACUACACAUCGCAAACAUCCAGCCAUCGGAUGCGGGCAGUGUUGCCUGCAUGUAUCAGAUCACCGUAAGCGGGUCAGUCAUAUAUUAUACGAUCCCGGAGUACACGCCCGUACGGCUCACCGUAUGGAUACCGCCCACACCAACGUGUUCCUUCACGAACCUGGAUCCCAAUGCGACUGCGUACGGAAGCCCUACAAUCGGUGCGACUGUGGAGCUGACAUGCGCGGAUACGGUUGGCGUGCCGACACCGGAGUUAACCUGGCGCGCAGACGAGCGGAACCCCAAUACGGUAAAUCGCAGUGUUUACUACCAUGAGCUUCAAGCUGAAGACAACGGGAGAUGGUUUGAGUGUCAGGCUAUCAGCCCAGCAAGUCAAACCCCUGUUAUCUGUAGUGUACGACCCAUGGCCGUUCCCCCAACUGCAAAAGUGACGCCAGACGUGCUCAACAUCAUCGAAGGAGGGAACAUUGAGUUCACCUGCACAGGUAGCGGCCUCCCUGAGAUAUCAUCAUACCAAUGGUUUUUAGAUGGAUCUCCUACCCACGCAGUUAACUCACAAAUCUACCCUUCCAUUAAAGUCACAAAUACCGCCACGGGAUCAGUUUUGACAUUGGAGAAAAUUUCGAAACUAGGACAGACUGUUGUGUCAUGUGAGGUAAUGCUCUCCGCUGGCCUCACGGGGCGAGCGAGUGGGCUUGUGGUCAUCUCCAAACAGCAGGUAACCGUGACACCGGCUGCUAGGCAACAAGCUCAUUCCGAACAGCAGCUUGGAACGGCGCCCUCUGUGUUCGCAAUACCCCUGGCGUUUCUGUUCUUACUGCUCAUUCUCAUGGUUGCUUUACUCGUUUGGCAUCGUCAGUUAAGACACGACAGUGAUACCCAGAAACUGUCUUCAGAUACAACAGUAAACGGAGUGGCGCCCAAGCAAGCUAAGCGGUCCUGGAAGGUCUACAGGGUUACAACGGUGUGACAUUCCUGCUUGUACUUGGAGGAAAAAAAACCCGUCAUCCAACAAUGAAAUAAUAGAGCGAAUAAGCAUGAAGAGAAGUUGUGUAAAAAUGACUACGAAUAAAGAGUCAUGCAUUUUCUUGAUGUGUGGGCUAACAAAGACCAAACUGAUGUAUAUUUACAACACGUAAAUCUUUAAAUAAAAACAUUCGCACCAUAUUUUGGAAUAAAUAAGUAUAUUUAUACAAGCUACAUCUACA
Molecule: messenger RNA, 2243 nt
Organism: Patiria miniata (bat star)
Lineage: Eukaryota; Metazoa; Echinodermata; Asteroidea; Valvatida; Asterinidae
Product: hemicentin-2-like
Exons: 2
Coding region: 695-2005 (436 amino acids)
Biological process (GO): cell-cell adhesion
Cellular component (GO): cell-cell junction
Molecular function (GO): cell adhesion molecule binding
Source: RefSeq, a predicted model, not a curated record